This is a messenger RNA of Nematocida major, 1122 nucleotides long. Its product is annotated as V-type H+-transporting ATPase subunit C. Bases 1 to 1122 code for a protein of 373 amino acids. NCBI's taxonomy places the organism in Eukaryota, Fungi, Microsporidia. Gene Ontology annotation, cellular component: vacuolar proton-transporting V-type ATPase, V1 domain. Gene Ontology annotation, biological process: proton transmembrane transport. The transcript has a single exon. Gene Ontology annotation, molecular function: proton-transporting ATPase activity, rotational mechanism. The record is from RefSeq and is a predicted model, not a curated record.
AUGCACAUAUUUGUUUCGCUUCCUGUUGAUGAGCCCGUCUCCGAAGAUGUUCUGCUUUUCAACGUCAGAAAGGGCCUUGGCUCUUUAGGAAAGGACUGCGACCUGCUCUCCCUCCCAAAAAUAGAAAGUGAGUCUAUAGACUGUCUGUUUGAAGCCGAGGAAAGAACCAUCACUAUUGAGCGUCUUUUAGAGGAUGUAAUCCGGAAAUAUCACGCCUCGUACUUUGCUCUAGCCGGAGCCGCGCUCACCGACAGCGUAGUGCUGGGAAAAAGCUUCGACCACUUCCUAAAGUCGUUCACCUGGGACGACGCAAAGUACCCACUCUGCUGCAGAAUGUCGGAGCUGCUGGGGAAAAUGGAAAGCGAGGUUUCGGACUCCAUAGACGCGCUGAAGAAAAAGGAGAAGACAUACCUUGACGAAAAAAAGCGGAGUGCUUCGGUGGCACAUCCGGAGGUGGAGAGAAAAAUGCACGACGUAGAUCUCGACGAAAUUGUGCACACAGACAACGAGGUGCUCUGCGCGCCCUUUCUCAAAAAGUACUACAUUGGCGUGUACGGAAAGCUGCGCGACAGGGACGUGGAUGCGCUUUCCAAAAUAGACGGCCUGUUUAUAGAGUCUGGAAAGCUUGUGGAAAAGUGUGCGGACGGAGAGAUCUAUGUUUCUCUGGGCCGGAACGACAUUGAAGAAGAGAUCACGCAGCAGGUCGAGAAGAGCGGAUACAUUGUGCGGACACCGCGCCUCACAAAAGAGCAGUAUCUUCUGAAAAAGGAGGAGCAAGGCGAAAUUGCGCAGCAGCUCAAAGAGACAGAGUGCACGUACGAGCGGCUGAUUCUGGGCCGCCUUCCUCGGCUGUACAUCCUCCUCCUGCACGUCAAGCACAUUGGGCUGUACAUUGAGUCUGUUCUUAGGUACGGCCUUCCCUCCAGCUUCUGCUUUUUUAUUCUCGAGAACAAAAGCACCGCGAAAGUUAUACAAAAGUGGAAAAAGCUGGCCGCCUCUUGGAAAUACUCCGAUCGGCUCUCUGCAGUUGAAAAAACAGCAAUUUCCAAGGACAACGAGUCUCUGCACGACUUUGUUUAUAAACUGAUCGGAUGCUUUAAUCUAGACAAAAACAAGGAAUAA